AUGGGUAAAGGGAAAGAAAAGCGCUCUUCGGGCGCUACAGAAGACCCAAAGAAGUCAGAUACCUCCGUCACGGAAUCUCAAACCGCCGAGAUUCCUCAGUUCAAAGACGGCGCCUUUGCGGGCCUACGAGAGAAAAUCGAACAGCGAUUGAACAAACAGAGCUCUGGCAAGGGCAAGAAGAAGGACAACAAGCCUCAGCCUUCUAUCGAGACGCCUAAGAAGGAUAUCCCAAAGUCUGGCAAGAAUCAGGGAUCUGCGCAGGGCAAGAAGCGUGAUCGCAAUGGAGAUGUGAUUGCCCGGGAGCCGAAGGGAGAUAAGAGGAAGCAGGACAAGCCCGAGGGUUCCAAGAAGAGCAGCAAGAAUGACAAGCUGCGUGAGGAGAUUUUGGCACUAGGAGGCACCGAAGAGGAUCUGGAUCUUCUCGACGGUGUCGACUCUGAGUCGGAGGUCGAGGGCGAGAAAGGAGGCGACGAUGAUUUGCGCAAGGAACUUGCAAAAAUGCUGGAGGCUUCCGGCCACGUCGUUCCUGCGGAUCUAGACGACGAGGAGGCUGAAGCUGAGCUAGCCGAAGCUGAGGCCAAGGCUGCGGCCGAGAAAGAAGAAGAAGAGGAGGAAGAGGAAGAGGAGGACAUCGCAGAGGUCGAUGACGGCGGUGAAGCGGAUAGCGAAGAUGCCAGCGAAGCUGAAGAGUCUGACAUUGAGGCAGCACCUCCCGCUAAACCGAUUAAAGCGAAGGAAGCCGAAGUUAUUAUACCCAAGGAAUUUACAAAACUUACUUGUCUUCCCCGAUCCGACUGGUACAACAUCCCGCUCCCCCCGCUGAAAAGCGCAACGCAAAUGAACGCCCUGCCUCGUCACUUGGUCGAGCGCAUUCAUGAAGUCGCCAACACCUUUCUCCAAGAGGAGACCGAUCUGUACGCGGAAGCGCAGCAGGCAUCUGCCUCCUCGUCCCACAAGUUCUACACAACAAUCAUGGCUUCUGGUACCCUCAGCGAUAAGAUCUCCGCUCUGACCCUCGCUGUUCAAGAAUCGCCGCUGCACAACACGCUGUCAUUGCAGAACCUCAUUGGCCUGGGAAAGAAACGAAGCCGUGCCCAGGCUGUUGAAGUAUUGCGCUCUUUGAAGGAUAUGUUCGCUCAGGGUACUUUGUUGCCCAGCGAUCGGCGACUAAGGUCGUUUGCCAACCAGCCCGGUCUCGUUGCUGCAUUCCAAGGCGCUCCUGGCCGAUGGACCGAGCGGGACCCCCUUCCUGGAGGCUUGCAGAAGAGCCACUUGAUUGUCUGGGCUUUUGAAGACUACUUGAAGGAGCAGUUCUUCGAAAUGCUUAAGAUUCUCGAGGUUUGGUGUAACGACGAGAUUGAGUUCUCCCGUUCCCGUGCUGUCAGUUACGUGUACGAGCUUUUGAAGGAGAAGCCCGAGCAAGAAGCCAAUCUCCUGCGUCUUCUUGUGAACAAACUUGGAGACCCGGGCAAGAAAAUCGCUUCUCGUGCCUCUUACCUGCUGUUGCAGCUUGAGCAGCAGCAUCCGCUCAUGAAGCCCCUCAUCAUCAAGGGUGUCGAGGAACUACUGUUCCGUCCUGGCCAGAGCCAGCACGCCAAGUACUACGCCAUCAUCACCCUGAACCAAACUGUUCUCAGCACCAAGGAACCCAAGGUGGCUGAUCAAUUGCUAGACAUCUACUUCUCUCUUUUCGUUACUUUCUUGAAGCCUACCAAGCAGGUGUCUCAGGGCAAACAUGGAAAGGGUCCUAAGGGCAAUGGCAAGGGCAAUGGCAAAGAUGAGGUCAAGGGCGAGGCUCAGACCGAUGAGAUGCGCGAGAAGCUGACUUCUGGUGUCUUGACUGGUGUCAACCGCGCUCACCCUUUCACCGACUCUGACUCUGACCGCCUCACCAAGCAUAUCGACACGCUCUUCCACAUUACGCACUCAUUACUGCCCUCUCACCAGAUCUCCAGUGACCGCUUCUACCGCACGCUGUAUGAGUCCCUUCUGGACCCGCGCGUCGCUACAUCCUCAAAGCAGUCGCUUUACCUAAACCUUUUGUUCAAGUCUCUCAAGAAUGACCUGAACAUCCGCCGAGUGAAGGCAUUUGUUAAGCGUAUUGUGCAGGUCCUUGGAAUGCACCAGCCUGCCUUUAUCUGCGGUGUCUUCUACCUCAUCCGCGAACUCGAAAAGUCCUUCCCCGGUCUUUCGUCUCUGCUAGAUCAGCCUGAAGACAACGAGAGCGAUGGCGAGGAAAAUUUCCAGGAUGUCCCUGACGAGGAUGACGAGCAGUCGCAGCCGCAGCCAACACCCGUGGUGGUCAAGAAGCAGUCCAAUGGAUACGAUCCUCGCAAACGCGAUCCGGAGCACAGCAAUGCCGACAAAACUUGUCUUUGGGAAUUGCUUCCCUACACCGCUCACUUCCACCCUUCUGUCUCCGUCAAUGCCGCGAACCUGCUGGAGCACCAGCCUAUGAGCGGCAAGCCCGACAUGACUAUUCACACUCUCACCCACUUCCUGGAUCGCUUCGUGUACCGUACCCCCAAGGCCAGCGCUGCUUCUCGCGGAGCCUCAAUCAUGCAGCCUCUGGCUGGUGGCGAUGCGGCCGACCGACUGGUGGAGGCCGUCAAGUCGGCUGGACAGGCUGUGCCCCUCAACUCGGAGAACUUCUGGAAGAAGAAGGCAGAAGAUGUGGCCGCGGAAGAUGUCUUCUUCCACCAGUACUUCACUCGUGUUAACGAGGGCAAGGUCAAGGCCAAGAAGGGCAAGGGCACCGUUGACCCCGUUAACCGCGAUGAGGAAGGUAUCGACGAUAUCGAUGGUCUCAGUGGGGAUGAGGAUGAGAUCUGGAAGGCCCUGGUUGACUCGAAGCCGGAUCUUGAGGAAGCUGACGACAGCGACGACGACCUGGAUUUGGAUGAUCUGGAAUCUGCCUACGACGAUGAUGAGGCUGAAGGCGGAGCCAGCGGCGACGAAGACGUCAUUUUCAAUGAGGAGUCCGAUGUGCCCUCGGAUGAAGAGAUGGAGGAGGCCGAGUUUGGCGGAUUCGAGGACGAGGAAGCUGCUCCUGCCCCGAAGAAGAGCAAGAAGGCCGCCAAGAAGGAGGAGCCCGAGGACGACUCGGACGCCUUCGACAUGGACGUAUCAGACGACGAGGCCUUCCUCGACAGCGACGAGGACCUGCCGUCCGACAUGGAGCUGGGCGGCGUCAAGUUGCCGGCCGAGACGGAGCCGUCGACGUCGAAACGCGACAAACGCCGCAAGCUCAAGCACUUGCCGACAUUCGCCUCUGCGGACGAUUACGCGGCGUUGUUGGGCGACGAGGACGACGGCAUGUAG
This is a messenger RNA of Penicillium maclennaniae, 3321 nucleotides long. RefSeq names its product RNA-binding ribosome biosynthesis protein MAK21. The record is from RefSeq and is a predicted model, not a curated record. The coding region runs from base 1 to 3321 and encodes 1106 amino acids. The transcript is spliced from 4 exons. NCBI's taxonomy places the organism in Eukaryota, Fungi, Ascomycota, Eurotiomycetes, Eurotiales, Aspergillaceae. Gene Ontology annotation, cellular component: nucleus.